Onthophagus taurus is the source of this 886-nucleotide messenger RNA. RefSeq lists its product as uncharacterized. Lineage: Eukaryota; Metazoa; Arthropoda; Insecta; Coleoptera; Scarabaeidae. The record is from RefSeq and is a predicted model, not a curated record.
AUAAAAAACGUUAAAAUUAUUGUCAAUUUGUCAUUUCUGAAACGUUUUAAAGUAUAAAUUAUGUCAUCGAAGAAAAUGCAAAGAAAGAAAAACAAACCAAAUCCGUUAAAGGUGAAUAAUUUGGUCAAAUUUAAACGAAGAUAUUUUAAUUGUUUGAAAAACGUAUCGGAAUACGUGAAAACCGCGUUUACGGCCGCAAAAGCUUUGAACUAUUUCAAUUCUUGUAGCGUAAGUAAUAGAUUUCUUGAUGCAUUAAUAGCACCACGAUCACUUAAUAUACCUCGAAUCAUAAAUCAUAAAGAAAUAAAUAUUAAUCAAACCGAUAAUGUACGCAAAAGUUUAAUGGACUGCUGUAGAGAUAUUGAUGUUAAUGGAACAAAGUUAAAUUGUUUUAUUGAAACAGAAACGGAAAUUAAGAAUAAUAAAGCGAGAUAUUAUGCUACACAAAUAUGGAAUUGGAAAAGAACCAUGCGAAUUUAUACAUAUUCAGAUACUGUGAGAUAUGUAAAGAAAUACAUUUCAAAAGCAAUAGAUGCAAUGACUCCGAAAGAUAUUGAAAUAGUUCAAUGUUUAUUACAAGAAACAAUUUAUAUUUACUGUGAUGUAAUUACUUUAUUUAAUAACUUAGGACAUACUAAAUAUAUACCGAUUUUCUAUAAAUUGCUCCACCAAUGGUUUCUUAUAAUGCCUCUUUUAGAAGAAUUCAACAAAUUUAUUUCCUGGGAAACGUUAAUAAAAAUAAAAACCUACCUUUUAGAUCCCGACCAAUUAUACUCCAUCCUCUUAAAUGUUUUCUAUAAAACUGAAGGUUAAACAAAAGUACCAAACAAAUUUUAUUUCUGUUAUUAACAAUAAACGUAAUAAAUUAAAGUCCUCUUAUACGUAA